AAUUUUCUUUUCUCCACCUUGAAUCUGUGAAAACUAAAAAUAAAAUAAAAAAAUAAUCAAAAUCAUUCUAAAAAAAGAGUUGUUGAUUCGUCAAACGAACGUCGUCUUCUCAGAAUCCAAGGAGCGUCGUAUGGUUUAAGCUUCUCUCGACUUCUCCCAUCGAUCUCUUCUUCCUCCUCCGGCUUCAAGUCGCCGGUGAUUCCGAUUGUACUUGAUCUCCGCUUCGUGAUUCCAAGGAAGAGGCGUUCUGGAUUUCCGGCGAUUUGUGAAGAAUAGUAUUAAUUUAUAGGAAGCUUAUCUCAGAUUGAAGAGGAAAGAUUGAGUUUUGAGAUUGUUGGAGAUUGCAAGUCAUCUCAUUUUGAGGUUUGCUUCAAUCAUUCAUACGACUUUUUGUAGUCUGAGAAAGGUUUUAUCUUAGGUCUCUUUUAGUUGGUUUUGUAAUUGGAGUUUCUUGGAGAUGGAUGAAGAGGCUUCUUCUUGGAUUAGGAGGACUAAGUUUUCUCAAACGGUUUCUCAUCGUCUUGAUUCCUCCAAGUUGUCCUCUCUCUCUUUUAAGUCUACCCAAGAGAAGCUCCCCGGACUCAAUACAACACCUUCCUCAGCUGAUGUAUACGUUGUUGAUUCGGAAGUGCAGAUAAACCCUGUUACCAACAAGCAGAGGUCUGUUUCUCCCUCUCCUCAGACGCCUCUUCCUGAAGUCUUCAAGGAAGCUAAGUCUGAGCGUAAGAGAUUCUCUACUCCGCAUCCAAGAAGAGUGGACUCGGAGAAAGCAAUGAAGCCCAAGUUCUCCCGUAAAGACACCUUUGAGAAGAGGAGAUCGAUCAGCUUGCAGUCCCCUUCAGUUCCCAUCAGAGAUUUAAGCACUCUGAGAAUCCAGGAGAGGGUGAAGACGCAGAGCAAGAAGGACAACACUGGAUGGUCUAAGCUUUUGAGCAAUGGUGGUCGUAAGGUUAGCGCUUCGGAAGCUGCUGAAGAGUACCGUGUUGAUAUGUCGAAGCUGUUACUUGGGCUUAAGUUUGCUCAUGGGUUACAUAGCAGGCUUUACCAUGGGAAGUAUGAAGAUAGAGCUGUUGCUGUGAAGCUUAUCACUGUCCCUGAUGAUGACGAGAAUGGAUGCUUGGGUGCUCGUUUAGAGAAACAGUUUACCAAGGAAGUCACCCUUUUGUCACGGUUGUCCCAUCCUAAUGUUAUCAAGUUUGUGGGAGCGUAUAAAGAUGCGCCUGUAUAUUGUGUCCUCACUGAGUAUUUACCUGAAGGAUCCUUAAGAUCAUACCUGCACAAGCCAGAGAAUAGGUCUCUUCCUUUGAAAAAGCUGAUAGAGUUUGGUCUGGAUAUUGCAAGAGGAAUGGAAUAUAUUCAUUCACGACACGUAGUUCAUCGGGAUUUAAAGCCAGAAAACGUAUUGAUCGACGAAGACUUUCAACUAAAGAUUGCUGACUUUGGGAUUGCAUGCGAGGAGGAGUACUGUGAUAUGUUGGCUGAUGAUCCAGGGACUUAUAGGUGGAUGGCACCUGAAAUGAUAAAACGGAAACCUCAUGGGAGAAAGGCUGAUGUCUACAGCUUUGGACUUCUUUUAUGGGAAUUGGUAGCUGGAGCAACCCCGUAUGAGGACAUGAAUCCUAUUCAAGCUGCUUUUGCAGUAGUUGACAAGAACUUAAGGCCAGUUAUCCCGGGAGAUUGUCCAGCCGCAAUGAAGGCUCUGAUAGAGCGUUGUUGGUCGGUUGCACCGGACAAGAGACCCGACUUCUGGCAGAUAGUGAAAGUGCUUCAACAGUUCGAGGCUUCACUGGAACGUGAAGGGAACUUGAAUCUGGCUUCAAACAAGAUCUGCAAGGACCCUAGGAAAGGUCUGAAACAUUGGAUUCAGAAGCUUGGACCAGUCCACGGAGGCAGCAGCGGCAUUGGUGGCUCGGCGGUCUUGCCUAAGCCUAAAUUCGCUUGAGAGAUGUGUAAGAGUCUCAUUUUGUAAAUUUUAUAUAUAAUAUACAAAAGGGUUUUAUGUUGUCCUGUCCUGUCCUGUUUUUGUGGGUUGUGAUGUGAUCUUUCAUCUCCUCUGGAUGUGUUGUGUAAUGACAAUCAAACAGGGGAAUGGUUUGUAAUUUGAUGUUUAUGGGAUCCAAUAUACUAGUCAAGACUCUUCCCAUCUAUUUCAAUCAUUAAUAAUUUUAUAAGAACA
Molecule: messenger RNA, 2176 nt
Organism: Brassica rapa (field mustard)
Lineage: Eukaryota; Viridiplantae; Streptophyta; Magnoliopsida; Brassicales; Brassicaceae
Product: serine/threonine/tyrosine-protein kinase HT1
Biological process (GO): protein phosphorylation
Molecular function (GO): protein serine/threonine kinase activity; ATP binding
Source: RefSeq, a predicted model, not a curated record